Messenger RNA from Durio zibethinus, 1140 nucleotides. RefSeq lists its product as uncharacterized. NCBI's taxonomy places the organism in Eukaryota, Viridiplantae, Streptophyta, Magnoliopsida, Malvales, Malvaceae. The record is from RefSeq and is a predicted model, not a curated record.
AAAUAUAAUUGAGAGGAAAAUCCCAAAAUUUGCCUCAAAAUUUAGAUGCCUACAAGAUUAGAAAGGAAUCCAUCAAAAGAAAAAAAUUAUCAUCCCUUAGAACGUUAAUUUGAACUGAUCUGCUUCUGAAAUGUCGUUUACCUGACUAUUGUUUAAUCUAUUCUUCUAAUCUUUUGUCAUUCCAUUACAAAAACUCGAGUUCCGUUAAAUAAUCCUGCCAACGGUCUAGUAUCACAUGGCGCCGAUCAAAUUUUUGAAAACAACACCACUCAAAUUGUCUCUUCUGACACCUUCCCCCCCAUUUUCUUUCCACUAGUUUUUGCCAAGAUUCCAAGUUUUAAAUACAUGUUACAGCCCUGUGAGCAAAUGUCAAAGGCUUAAGAAAAAUUUCUCAAUGGGGAAUUGUUCUCUCAAAGGGGUCACUGGGGAGUGCAACAACUCUAUCAGGGUUUUAACUGAUACCGGCGAAAUCGUUGUUCUCAAGGGUCCUAAACUAGCCCGAGAGAUUGCAAACGAUUUUCCAGGGUAUGCUAUUUGCAGAAGAGGUCAAGCUUCAUUACCAUUGCCUGAAGAUGAAAGCUUGGUUAAUGGGGGAUUUUACUAUCUUCUUCCCCUGGAGAAGGUUCGGAAGCCUGGUGACUCUGGUGUCAGUAAACAGGUUAACAAAGAAGCUGCGAAGAAAAUUGAAGUGAAUUGGACGAAUCGGAUUGAGCCACCUAAGAUGUCAUCAGCAGAUUUUGUUGAGAAUUUGUCAAGUGGAUCGGCUCUGGAAGUGUUGCCAUCGCAGAAGAAAGGGGUUUGGAAAGUGAAAUUGGUGAUUAGCAGUCAGCAACUGGGGGAUAUUUUAUCAGAACAAGUUAACACUGAGGCAUUGAUUGAGAAGAUGAGACUGGCUGCAAGCUCAGCUAUGCUAACGCCAAAGCGGAGCAAGAGCUCUUGGGUGGUGGGCUGGAAGCCAGCCUUGUCCAAUGUGUUCAAGGUUCCCAUCGAUAACAAGGCACCAUAGCUAGAUUUCUGCCCUUAGGAAUCUACUCUGCUAGAAAAAAACUGUUUCAUGUAGCCUAAUAUUUAUCUUAUUUUAAAAUGUUUAGUAGCUUAAGCGUCUUGUACAUAUAAUGUUAUAAUUAUUAUUAAAAUUUA